AUGUCUGCCGAAUACGAGCACGAGAACGGCCGUUACGAUGAGGAGCCGCGUUUCGCUCGCGACCGUAGCGCCUCUCCCCGUGACGAGCCCCGAGCUGACCGCGCUCGCAGCCGUUCUCCCAACGGUCGUCUCGACGAGCGUGGCCCCAUCGAUCCCCGCAAGCAGCUUGAUGAUGACGAGGGUUCUAUCAACUCUGGCUCCAACCUCUUCGUUACCGGCAUCCACCCGCGUCUGACUGAAUCCGAUAUCUCGCGUCUCUUCGAGAAAUACGGCGAUGUUGAGAACUGCUCCAUCAUGGUCGACCCUCACACUAAGGAAUCUCGCGGCUUUGGCUUCGUCAACAUGGUGACUGCUGAGCAGGCAGACGCAGCCAAGGAGGGCUUGCAAGGUGAGGUUAUCGAAGGCCGCACUCUUAGCAUCGAGAAGGCUCGUCGUAGCCGCCCUAGAACUCCCACUCCCGGCAAAUACUUUGGUCCUCCCAAGCGUGAGUUCGGCGGUGGUGGACGCCGAGGUGGCCGUGGUGACCGUUACGAUGACCGCCGUGGCGGCUACGGUGGCGGCGGAAACUGGCGUCGUGGUGGUGACGACUACCGCGGCGGCGGCUACGGCCGCGGCCCUGGUGGCAGUGGAAGUGGUGGAUACCGCGGUGGAGCUGAUCGCUACGCCUCCUCCUCCGGCGGCCGUGAGGAACGGUACGGCCGUGAUGAACGCCGCGAUGAUCGUCGUGGUGACGAACGCCGUGGCUACUAUGACCGUGAUGCUAACCCUCCCAGUUACGGACACGGUGCUCCUUCUCGCGAACCGUAUCCCGGCCGUUCUUAUGAACCUCGUGGUGGUGAAGAUCGGUACGCGGGUAGGUAG
Molecule: messenger RNA, 861 nt
Organism: Aspergillus mulundensis
Lineage: Eukaryota; Fungi; Ascomycota; Eurotiomycetes; Eurotiales; Aspergillaceae
Product: RNA recognition motif domain-containing protein
Exons: 5
Coding region: 1-861 (286 amino acids)
Biological process (GO): positive regulation of mRNA splicing, via spliceosome
Cellular component (GO): spliceosomal complex
Molecular function (GO): RNA binding
Source: RefSeq, a predicted model, not a curated record